Messenger RNA from Pteropus alecto (black flying fox), 2130 nucleotides. It is a transcript of the gene PANX2, whose product is annotated as pannexin 2. Lineage: Eukaryota; Metazoa; Chordata; Mammalia; Chiroptera; Pteropodidae. Gene Ontology annotation, molecular function: channel activity. The record is from RefSeq and is a predicted model, not a curated record. Gene Ontology annotation, biological process: positive regulation of interleukin-1 production; monoatomic cation transport.
AUGAGCCUGUCCCCAUCCACAGCCCUGCAGAGCCCAGUGAAGCGCUGGCUGUACCAGCAGGGCACGGCCACCACUGUGCUCCCUGUGCCAGAGGGGGAGGGGCACACGGGGACAGAGCUCCUGGCCAACCUGGGACGAAGGCCACGUGGCGGCCAUCUGUGCUCUCUGCACCACAAUAACGGGCCACAACGCAUCACAGGACUCGGGGCCUUUGCGGAGAAACUGACAAACCAAGGCAACGGGGCCUUCGCAGAGAAGGAGCUUCGUUCACGGCAGGACAUGGAGGACGCCCGGGUGGGCGGGGACUGGCUGCUCUCCGCCGGGCCGCAGCACAGAUUCCAGCCCCCCGGCGAGGGGGUGGCCACGGCGACCCCCGCGUUCCAGCUGGAUUUCCUUUUCGGAAACUUGACCAAGUCCUUUCAAAACGCAUGUGGGAACCUUGGAGCACGGCAGACGGCAGACCCCACUGCUGCUGGCUCGGGCUGCUGCAAGCAGCUCCUCCUCCACGUGGACCGCGCAGUGGUGGACAGGGCUGUGCCGGGCGGGCGUGCGGGCCAGAUGGGGAGGCGGAGUCGAGGGGUUACCGGGUCCUUUGACGUCAUGUGGGCCUGGGAGGAACCCAUUUACUGCUACACCCCACACAACUUCACCCGCGACCAGGCUCUGUACGCACGCGGCUACUGCUGGACGGAGCUGCGGGACGCACUGCCCGGCGUGGACGCCAGCCUGUGGCCGUCGCUGUUUGAGCACAAGCUGCUGCCCUACUCGCUGCUGGCCUUCGCCGCCAUCAUGUACGUGCCCGCGCUGGGCUGGGAGUUCCUGGCCUCCACCCGCCUCACCUCCGAGCUCAACUUCCUGCUGCAGGAGAUUGACAACUGCUACCACCGGGCGGCCGAGGGCCGCGCCCCCAAGAUCGAGAAGCAGAUCCAGUCCAAGGGGCCCGGCAUCACGGAGCGCGAGAAGCGCGAGAUCAUCGAGAACGCCGAGAAGGAGAAGAGCCCGGAGCAGAACCUGUUCGAGAAGUACCUGGAGCGCCGCGGCCGCAGCAAUUUCCUGGCCAAGCUGUACCUGGCGCGGCACCUGCUCAUCCUGCUGCUCAGCGUGGCGCCCAUCUCCUACCUGUGCACCUACUAUGCCACCCAGAAGCAGAACGAGUUCACCUGCGCGCUGGGCGCGUCCCCGGACGGCCCCGCGGGCGGCGGGGGCCCCGCGGUGCGCGUCAGCUGCAAGCUGCCGUCCGUGCAGCUGCAGCGCAUCGUGGCGGGCGUGGACAUCGUGCUGCUGUGCUCCAUGAACCUCAUCAUCCUCGUCAACCUCAUCCACCUCUUCAUCUUCCGCAAGAGCAACUUCAUCUUCGACAAGCUGCACAAGGUGGGCAUCAAGACGCGCCGCCAGUGGCGCCGCUCCCAGUUCUGCGACAUCAACAUCCUGGCCAUGUUCUGCAACGAGAACCGCGACCACAUCAAGUCGCUCAACCGGCUGGACUUCAUCACGAACGAGAGCGACCUCAUGUACGACAACGUGGUGCGGCAGCUGCUGGCCGCGCUGGCGCAGUCCAACCACGACGCCACGCCCACCCCCGCACCCGACAAGAAGCACACCCGCCACUUCUCCCUGGACGUGCACCCCUACAUCCUGGGCGCCAAGAAGGCCAAGCCCGAGCCGGUGCCCGCCGCCCUGCCCGCCUCCCGCAGCCAGGAAGGGGGCUUCCUGUCGCAGGCAGAAGAGUGCGGGCUAGGCCUGGCCACAGCACCCACCAAAGACGCCUCGCUCCCGGCGGAGGACAUCCUGUUCCCAGCAGAGCCCCCCCGGGCCGCGCUUCCCUCCGGGGUUUUUUUUGCGCUCCCCUCCGGGGUCCCGUUCCACAUCUGCUCGCCCCCGGCGGCCCCCGCCACAGCCCCCCUGUCCCCGGCCGGCCUGGGCAAGGCUGACGCCCUCACCAUCCUGAGCCGCAAUGCCACCCACCCGCUGCUGCAUAUCGGCACGCUGUACGAGGCCCGGGAGGAGGAGGACGGGGGCCCCCGAGCGCCCCCGGACGUGGGCGGCCUCAUUGCCCUCCCCCCACCGCAGCAGAUCCUCAUCGCCACCUUUGACGAGCCGAGGACGGUAGUGAGUACCGUGGAGUUCUGA